Molecule: messenger RNA, 975 nt
Organism: Filobasidium floriforme
Lineage: Eukaryota; Fungi; Basidiomycota; Tremellomycetes; Filobasidiales; Filobasidiaceae
Product: band 7 family-domain-containing protein
Exons: 10
Coding region: 46-864 (272 amino acids)
Biological process (GO): mitochondrion organization
Cellular component (GO): membrane; mitochondrion
Source: RefSeq, a predicted model, not a curated record
GCUUCCCAUCCCCGUCAAACACAAACACUGCUAGAGAUCUUCAUAAUGGCUGCUCUCGGUAACACACUCUCCAGGUUGAUCGUCCCUAUCGCGCUGGGUACGGCCGCCUUCCAAGCUUCGAUCUACGAUGUACCCGGUGGAUACAGGGCCGUCAUGUUCGACAGGUUCAGCGGAGUCAAGAAUGAGGCCUCCGGGGAAGGAACCCAUUUCCUCGUCCCUUGGCUUCAAAAGGCCAUCCUGUAUGAUGUCAGGAUCAAGCCUAGGAACAUUUCUACCACCACUGGAUCUAAAGAUAUGCAGAUGGUCUCCCUAACGCUGAGGGUCAUGUCCAGGCCGGAUAUCGCCGUCUUGCCCAAGAUCUACCAAAACCUAGGUCUCGACUAUGACGAACGAGUCCUCCCCUCGAUCGGUAACGAAGUCCUCAAAGCCACCGUUGCCCAGUUCGAUGCUGCCGAAUUGAUCACCCAGCGAGAGGUCGUCUCGGCAAAGAUCAGGCAGGAUCUGUUGACAAGGGCGAGGGAGUUCAACAUCCUGUUGGAGGACGUCUCGAUCACGCACAUGACUUUCGGAAAGGAGUUCACUACCGCCGUCGAGCAGAAACAGAUUGCUCAGCAGGAUGCCGAGCGAGCCAAGUUUGUCGUUGAAAAGGCCGAGCAAGAGCGUCAAGCCGCCGUCAUCCGGGCCGAGGGUGAAGCCGAGGCUGCGUUCACCAUCUCCAAGGCUUUGGACAAGGCCGGCGAGGCUUUCGUUACUUUCCGACGGAUCGAGGCUAGCAAGGAUAUCGCCACUUCGUUGUCUGGCAACAAGAACGUAACCUACUUGCCGGCUACCAACUCAGGGCUGUUGAUGCAGGUACCCACGUAGGCUAAAAGCCGAUUAUGCAGCGAUGUGUGAAACGGUUGAGACUGUAUGAUAGAAGUAAACGACGAUAAUCUUCAUCAAGAAUGAAGGAAUAUGACAUCACUCUGUUAUUGG